Corapipo altera (White-ruffed manakin) is the source of this 15644-nucleotide messenger RNA. It is a transcript of the gene TMEM178B, whose product is annotated as transmembrane protein 178B. Bases 2140 to 3024 code for a protein of 294 amino acids. The record is from RefSeq and is a predicted model, not a curated record. Lineage: Eukaryota; Metazoa; Chordata; Aves; Passeriformes; Pipridae. The transcript has 4 exons. Gene Ontology annotation, cellular component: membrane.
ACUCACAAAUCAGGAUGUGCCAGGUUCCAGAGUUUUUUGUUGCAAGGGAAAUGGCCAUUUUUAUUUCCUUUUUAAACAGUACAGUUCAGAGUAUGAAGACCUCAGUCUUCUGGAUCACACAGAAGGUCUCGAAUCCAGGGGAUUUUUUUCAAGCUCAUGCUCUGUAUUAUGUAGUAGAUUGGGAUUUUUUUGGUGCAGUGAGAAACAACUCUGCUUGUCUUGGACUUGGUCGACACAGUGUAAGGGCUUGUAACCAAGAAUGAGCAGGAUCCAGUUAAAUCCAGGUUUUACAUUUUCCCCUCUUAAGAAAGUAAGGCUUCGACAUUUCCUGCCUGGGAAGUGGUGCAGUUUAUCUUUAAGGAGGAUAGAGAAAUAAGAAAUGAGUCUCACGUUGCAUGGGUGACAUCACUGGCUUUUGGCUCAGCACUCUGUAUGCUCGGUCUGUAGGCUUUGGCCAAGGCUGCAGGGCUCGGUGUUUGAACAAGGAAAGAUUCCCAGGUAUACAGAAGAUUGGAUUUGCUUUUAUUUGGGUUAAAAACGGUGAAAUGAGAUUUCUAAAGCUUGGGGACUCCAGCUCGCCUUCUGUUGCACUUGAUCUCUACAAAAUGGGUGAGUUAUUCCCAUUAAAGAGAAAGGGAGUGAAAAUUUAAGGAGAAAAAAAAAAUAUGUCUGAAAAUAUAACUGCUGAUGCUGGGGAUACGAUUCGUAUGAAGCUGCUGAGCUAAAAAUCUCAGCUCCGACGUGGAGAUCGGGCCAUAUGGCAGAGAAAUGGUGCAGACCGAAAGCUGUUGACAACAGUUAGGGGCUGCUUUCCUCUCCCCGUGUAAGGUGUGUAGCUCCCCCACCCCACCCCCCCCGCCCCUCCGCCCCGGUUUGUUUUGGUUCGGUUUCCCCCGACCUCCCUCCCCUCCCCGCUCCUCAGCAUCCUCUCCGCCAGCCGUAGCCCUGCCCGCCUGCCUUCAUCUUGCAGAUGGCUAACGUGCCGCCGUGUUAGGAAAACUGUGCACAACACAUCCCGGCUCCGGGGACGGAGGAAGCUUUUCAGAUCCCGGCGGAAGGGGGGGCAGCAGCGUGUGUGUUGUGUGUGUGUGGAAGAAGGAUGCCGGGGCCGAGGGCAGCCCCCCGUGCUGCCUAGCGGGCGGAGCGCGGCCGGCGCCGGGUCCUGCCGGGCUGCGGCUGCUCCCGCCGCCUCUCCCCGGCCCGGGCGCCGGGAGGCUGCCGGAGCGCUGUCCAGGACCGCCGGCGGAGGAAGGGAGCGCGGCGUUGGGCUGCCUGGAUGAAAGCGCCGGCGAAUAAAGCAGGCGAGCGAAUGGCAAGGCUGGCAGAGAGAAGCCGAGAUGUUUCCGAAGCCAAGAUGCCAGUGACUGUCAGCGAAGUCUGCUGAGGGAGAGACCCGUGCGUGCCCGCGUUUCCAGAGCCAGCCGGGGAGGGUAUGUUUUAACCACGGUUUCAAACAGCAGCAGCAGCAGCAGCCAGCAACAACAACAGAUUGCUCCCCCCUCUUGCUCCCUCCCCCUCGACCCCGCUUUAAACCCAAGCAAGUGACCGACCAUUCAGACGAUGAUGCUCUUGCUGAGCCACUGACAAAAGACAAGUCACCCAUUCCUGUAAACGGGACAACUGGCUGCCUGCAAGUGGGAGAUGUCAAGCUGUUGAACUUUUCUGCUCUAUGAUGAUGCUGUGGUGAGCUUGCUGAUCUAAAAACCAUCUCUUCUGGAUUUCUGAGCUGGCCGGAUUGAAAGAGAUUAAUGGACUGAUCAGCCAUCAGGUUUCUUCAGGGGGGUACAUCCCUUCAGCCCCUGUCACUCGGGUGCUCGUGGUGAGGGGAGCAGGACAUCUUUGUGUAGGUGGGUCACUGGCUCGCUCCCGCUGGAGGUGCAAGGCUGUGUUUCUCCUCGCCAGGUCUCCUCUGUAGAGGAGGAGAGGCAGAUGAAACUCCAGGACUGCCUCCAGGGCAGAACUUUGUAGCGCUCUCAGCAUCCCUCUGCAGUGUGGAUGUGAGCCACGGGAGUUGGGGAUGUUUGAGGCAGACUCUGCCAAGUGACACCUAGCAGCUGCUCUGGAGGUUUUUGCGUGGUCUCACACCCAAGGGCUUUGCCUGUUGUGAAGAUGUCCAUGGUGUUUCUGUGAAGCUGAGGUAUGGCUGCUGGAAGGUUACUGCUGUAUGCUGGCCUGUCUUUAGCUCUGUGUGCCCUGGGCAUGCUGGCUGUGGCAAUCUGCUCUGACCAUUGGUAUGAAACUGAUGCCAGGAAGCACAGAGAGAGGUGCAAGAGCAUCACCACAAAGAGAAAUGAUCCUGGCUUCAUUUAUAACUCCAACAACAACCUGCCUCUCAGGGCCAGCAGGUCUAGGUUGGACCGCUGGGAAGGGAAACUCCUCUUGGCAAGAAACAGGAGGCAGAUCUUUGCUAUGAGCGCAGUCGACGAGUGCAACAGACAGUACAACUCGACCAACAUGGGGCUCUGGAGGAAAUGCCACCGACAGGGAUUCGACCAGGAGCUGGAGGAGCUGAUUGCCAAAGGAGCAAUUGAGCGGUGCUCGUACAUCAAGUACCACUACUCCUCAGCGACCAUUCCCAAGAACCUCACCUACAACAUCACCAAGACAAUCCGCCAGGAUGAGUGGCACGCCUUGCAUCUGCGCAGGAUGACAGCUGGCUUCAUGGGCAUGGCGGUGGCCAUCAUCCUCUUUGGAUGGAUUAUCGGGGUGCUGGGGUGCUGUUGGGAUCGAGGCCUUAUGCAGUAUGUGGCGGGGCUUCUCUUCCUCAUGGGAGGAACCUUCUGCAUCAUUUCACUGUGCACGUGCGUGGCUGGAAUCAACUUUGAGCUCUCCCGCUACCCCCGCUACCUGUAUGGACUUCCCGACGACAUCAGCCAUGGCUAUGGCUGGUCCAUGUUCUGUGCGUGGGGGGGCCUGGGCCUCACUCUUAUCUCUGGCUUCUUCUGCACUCUGGCCCCUUCUGUCCAACCUGUCCCCAGGACCAACCACCCCAAAUCUAGACCUGAGAAUGGGACAGUGUGCUAAAACAAAUAGCAAACAAAUACACACACACACACAAUACAUACAUAUAUAUAUAUAUAUGUCUUUGUAUGCCUAUACAUGCAUAUAUAUGUAUAUAUAAUUAUAAAUAUAUAUAAAAUCUCAAAUUAAUGCCAGUGCCAAGGUAGAGCUGAGUCCAACACGGCACUCACAUCUCCACUGGACUCUGUGUUGCUUCAUUCUUUCUCACAGCGAUGGGAAAGCUUUUCUCUCACAUGGCUCUUCCAUCCGACUUUUAACUUCAGCAUCAUACCUUAGAGGUCAAAUGAACCUACAGUUGCACUUACCUACUGCCAUUUGGGAAGGGGAAGAGGGGAUCCAUAUGGGGAAUCUGGAACCAGAAUCUGUACAGGACAUGGUGGGGGUGGGGGCGCGGGGGGAAAAAUGACACAAAAAGCGUGUCCAUUGCAACCAGAAGGGAAAAUACAAACAGCAAGCAAAGGAGUAAAUGAAGCAUUUGAGCCACCUCAACAACGUACCUCCUCAAGGCCACUGUCAGAAACCCACCCAUUUUCUUUUUCUUUCUUAAAACAAAAUGACAGAAAGCCUGUCCUGUCACUGGUUUUGGGGUUUUGUUGGGUUUUUUUCCCUUAAAACACAGAAAACAAAACGGACAAAACAUGUGAGGAAAAGCAGACAAGCAUUUUCUCUUUGCCUGCCAAACUUUAGAGAGAAGCAAACAAGUAAAAAAAAAAUAAAUAAUAAACCCCCACAGAUUUAAGAAAAUAAAACCAGAAACAGCAACAACAACAAAAAACUCCAAGAGGACAUCUCAGCGGACUUUCCAACAAUGCGGUUUUAAUCUUCCAGCUGCCUUACAUCCAGGCUUACAACUGAGGCUGAACUGCUAGUGUAAAUGCAGCAGAAGGCCUUUUGAAAAUGCUGUGAUACAUGUGUGUAGAACUUUUUCUUCCCUCUUCCUUUAUUUAUUUUUUUUAACAAAAAGAAAAAUUUAAAACAUUGCAAUGUGAUUGUCCACCAAACCAUCCAUGCUGUGUUUGUGGCCCAAGACUGAGGCACCGCAAUGGCAGAAACGGGAAGAAAUCCGUCAGGUCUGAGACAGCACAUCUUCUCUGAUGGAUCUUGGGAUGUUUUUUUUGUUUUCACGGAGCAUCUGAGGGUUCAGGAUGGUGGAUCCAGAGGAAAACCGACUAAGGAGAAGGGAGGUGGGGGGAGCCCUGGCAGUUGUUCUUCCCAGAUAUUUGCUGGAAUGGGAUUUCAUCAAGUUUCCAUUUUGGAUGUUUAAGACAUCUGGGCAAAAGCCAUUGCUGAGGAGGUAAAGGGAGCUAAUUUCAGUCAGAGAGAAGUAAGAGAUGCCUCUCAUUGUGUUCAUGUAUGCCAAAUAAGACCUUCCUACAUCUUGUCUUUGGAAACUGGAUCACUGGAUAUCUCCACUCUCCAUCUGGGAGAACUGUGUACAGAUGGACGUGAAAGGGUCAGAUGCAGAGAACAGAGAUCCAUUUCCCAUGAGCUUAAGCAUUGUAUGAUAUAACUGUGAAUCUGCAAAUGGAACUCUCUCUCUUUUUUGGUCUUUCUCUUUUUCCUGCUACUCCUCUCCCUAUUGUCUCCUUUUUCCUUCACUCUGCUCUUCCCGUUGUUCAGGUCAUAGGUCCCAGAAGAUCUAAAUGAACAGCUAAGUCUGGAGAGGUGGGUGAAUGCCAUUAGAGGAAGGAAAGCAUUUUGGCUAUGAGGACACUGAGUCCUUGCAGGGGACCAGUGGCUCAGGGGAAUGUGGGGAAGAAGGGCCAAGGGUGUAACCAAAGGGACUGAAGAAGGAUGACUGAAUUGCCAUAUGCAGGAGUGAGGGCACCACUGACAAAUAUACAGACAAAGGGAGACAGGACAAAGAAAAAAGGUCUCCCCUAAACCAACCCAACCCAACAUGCUCUUAAUUCAGGGAUAGUACCAGCAAUCCUUUUGUACAUGAUAGCUGCAUGCCAUCAUGAGUCAGUAAAAAGUCAUCCUCUGCGCCUAAAAAAUCUCACAAGGAGAAGGAGGCAACCUAUUGAGGCUGUGCCUGCUGCACAGAAAUGCAGGUAUUAAUUUAUUAAUUUCCAGGUCAUACCAUUUACUCAAGCUGGCAAGAAACAGUAUUGCUUGGUUUAAAAAAAUAUGGCUAACAAAUAAUUCUUACACAAUAAAAUUCCAUAGCCAGCUAUUCUCCCUGCAGCCCCUCUUCCCCAUUACACCUUGUGUGAUGAUGUUGCUGUAUUAACAAUACCCCGAGAAAUGAAGUUUCUGAAAGGCAUGUUGGAGUAGGGUAGAUUUGGGGUUCUUUCCUUCUUUCUCAACUACCUAGCUUUUGCUUUUUGUUGUCUACAAAUUCCCCAAACAUGCCAAUGCCAGCUGCUAAGUCAGUGUGUUGCCACUGAAGUGCCAUCCCUGUCAACUGAAGUUUCAUAAUUUCAUUUUCCAUUAGAUGUGACCAGAGAAAUUAUUUAUUUAUUCAUGUUGAAAAUACAAGCCUUGAAGAAACUUCCUUUAUAAGUAGAUUGGUUUAUUUAUUUUUUUCUGGCAAGGUUUUCAAAUAGAGUGGUUUUGAAAAGUUUUGAAACCAUUUGACUGUGCAAGUGCCUACUCGGUAAGGAGGAUGAUAAAUUACCAUUGAACAGAAGAAGGAAAUUUAAAAUAAAAACAGCCUUGGAAAGCUAAAUGAAAGCUGAAAGCAGAAAACCAAUAACUGGAAACCAGGAAAGACCUAUAAAAAAUUGUUCAUUUCUUUGAGAUAUGAAAAAUUUUGCAAACAAACAACUUCCCAUUAAGAUAUUAUUAGGAAAAUUAUAGCUGUUUCAUUAAAACAGCUUUGAAUGCAGACUUUCUUCCUCCUCUACAGGGCUGAGUGUGAUAGAGAAGGUGUUUCAUGUGAAUACAGAUAUCUGGAGUGACCCAGGUAAACCAAAGUGCACAGAGGUAUCUAGCUGGAGUCCACCAUCAGACCCUGUGGCAUGGAAAGCACUACAGAAGCUCCUGUGAUGAUGUAUCCUUGUGUGGUCCAUGAGUGCUCAUAGGGUGUAUUUUUCUACAGAUACAGUUUUGAAAGAGGUAUAGCAGUAAGAUUUAAAGAAAUUGAAGUAAUUUUGCUGUUUCAUGGAUUUUCAAAGCUUUGCCUUCUUUCUGCAGCUGGCACGAAAACAGUUUUGCCUUGAUGGAGUGAUGGUUUACAAGAUAUAUAUGAGCCUGUGUGUCCAUCUGUGUGUGGCAAUGGUGGAAGAGGGUUAUGAUUAUUUUCAUUGUCAACAGAAAAGUGUUAACCCCGGAUCAUUGGGCCAGUUCUGUGAUUUUCCACUUGCUAUAGCACAGGGUCUGUAAGGCCUUUGUGGCUAUGAAGCAUCUUAAAAGCUGUGGGAAUGUCUGAAGCAGCAGGUGAUCACAUCACCUUAAUCUCCAACUGGAUCCCCCAAAACAGUUUGGACUGGUUGUCCAAGCACCAGUUUCCUCAUCACUGCUUUAAGUAAUGGCAAAACCCCCUUGGGAUAUUGUGAAUUUUCCCCCGUGCUACUCACAGAACUGGGAGGAGUCCCACGUGCUUCCAUACCCUUGAAUGGGGCUCACAGCCUCACCAUGCUUUCUGUUGGCUCCGACUCGUCUUUAGAGCAGGGUUGACUCAAAAUACACCUAGAUCCAAAUUUGUGAUGGUUAGUGUCUCCAUCUAUCCUGAGCCAAAGCACACUCAUAUCUAGUCUGAGCUUCUGCAUUUUGGGGAGGCUUUGAAAAAUCCUUCUGAACAGAGAUUCAAGCUUUUUGACUAGUGCGUGGUUUCUUAGUUGGAGGAGUAGCUAAUUAGAAAUCUGUUAUCUGUUAUCCCAGCAUUAAGGGGCUUGACCCCAUCCCUCAGAACUGCUCUGGCCAAGUGCCUAGGCAUGUGCUUUACUUGGAGCAUGUGACUAAUCCCCUUAACUUCGGUAGACUAUUCAUAUGCUUCAAGUUAAGAAUGUGCUUUCCUGGGUGACAUUCAGCUUCCUGCAGAGUCCAGCCCCCGCUCUUCUUUUCCUAUCCUCCCCCUGCAGAUAAAGUGACACUCUUGUCCUAGCCUGAGGUAUCAGCACAUGCUUGGCCUCCCUUUCCAUGAGAUGGAAAGGCAGGGUCCAUACCUGGCAGGUUCUUCUUUCCUGCAUGUGGCCUUUCAUGUUGCACUGCUGGGACAACACUUCUCUGUGCUCCAGAGAUCAUGGAGUCACUUGACUGCAGUGAACGCAGAUAUCACAAAACACCCAUCCCAAGGAUGCAGGAUGAAUUGUCUCAACCCACUGCAUUCUGCAGGCUGAUGUUUUGUGUAGGUGACCCUCAGUUAUUGUACAGUGACGCUGCCCUGUGACUGCAGCGAGUCAGCUCCAGGGGUUCUGCUGUCCAUCCCUGCCAGGGACACUGGAUAUGAAAGGGGGCUACAUGGCAGGAGAACAUGUGACAUGUGCCCUGCAUCUUAUGAACUGUAUAGGACACCUUCUUCUUCAAGCUAAAGCUGUUCGUGUGUUACAUUUCCUGACUCAUAUUGGCUGCCUGUGUAUAUCAUCUCUCCCUUCUCCCUCUCUGCAAACACACAACUGAUCUUCCCUCAUCUAAAUAAAUAGUACAGUCCCUCCAGUUCUUUUUCUAGUUAAGCUUUUUUUCCUUUCAUUCUACCCCAGGGACAGUAACAAGUGGAUCACAAACCACCAGUGACCAGAGUAAUUUCUUUGAAAUAUUGCUUUUGAAAAGUUGCCAUUACUUUUUAGAAUGUUAUUUCAGCUGCAAUAACAAAUGAAAGGGAAAAAAACCCACCCCGAGUCUUCUAAACAGAGGAUCCUCAUCCUCCCAGGAUUGAAUCUUGAGAGUGUAGGUAUUCUGCUGUCCUGUGGAUGCAAGUCAUUUGGGACCAUUUUUGGUACGGCACAUUAGCUGUGCAGUUCAUUAGAUGGUGAAUAAAACAACGUUGGUGAGGGAGAGGAUUGAUAUGCAGGGGGUAUCUCAGAUUCCCAAGCAUUCCUGAAAGAACUGUGUCUCCAUGGCUGUCCAUUUACCCACCAUGCAGCGCCGCUGAAUCAGGCUCAUCCCUGGAGCCCCACUGAUAAGCAGAGCUCAGAAGAAAAUCACUGUAAUCUGUCCUUAAUUCUUGAGUGCCAAGCUAACUGCCAGCAGUGAAAUGGAGGGAAAAUAAUAUGUUACCAAGUAUAGCUUAAAUAAAGACAUACAUUAUUCGGGCUCUUUCUUCUGUGUGUCUCUACAUAGGCCUAGAAGAGCUACAGGAAUGCUCAGGCACAUCACAGGAACCAACCCUGUUGGUUUCCUUGACCCCAGGUUUCACACUCUUUCGUGGCCCAAACCACUGUGCUCAUCCAGCCAGCAAGGGAAGACUCAAGGUGAAAGACUGAGACAGCUCUGAACGAUUGCCAGGUACCACUGAGAGGCAAAGAGUAAAAAGUGUGCAUGAAGCACAAGCAGUAUGUAAAGAUCAGCGAUGGAUGAAUUUCCAAGGUCAGGAACAGAAGUUCAAAAAAGCCUGAAGUUUGAUAGCAAACUCCAGGCCAGAUCCAUAAAAUCUUGAUUUGGCCAGUCUAAGCUGAAAACUCAAAGCCCAGGGCUCAACUCAAAACUUACAGCCCCACUGUUUGCAGUUAUAGCCAGGAAUAUAAUGCAUCUAUUGCAUAGUCCCUUGAAGUCCAUAGAAAGAUCAGGUGCCUUAGAAAAUAUUUUAGUGCUGUCUUAGUUAAAAGCAGAAAUCGAGUACUUUCACACUCAAAAUCUAUUCUUUGGCUUUAGAAAGAAAGUCAUCAGAUGUUACCUCCCCCCCUUCCUGCUUCUCCCCCUCCCCUAUUUAGGGUUUCCAUUCUGUCUACCCCGCUAACACCCCAAUCCUACAGCCCUCUUUGGAGCCAUAGUUAGAGAUUGCAACAUUUUUAAAACAAAUUCAGGUGGUACCAGGGGACUCUGACAAGCUCGUUGUUGCCAUCAGUGGGAGAACUGGAGCCUGAUACAAUGCUGUCAGUCUAACUGCUGUGUGCCUUGCACUAGAGUUUAGGAGUUGGAGACAGAGCCUAGACAACUGCCUCAAUAUAGGCCACAAGAGGGAAAUGAAAUGCUGGUCACCUCUUUUAAAGCACUCCAGAGUCACAGAUCAAUUGUCCUUCCUUGUUCAGGGAAGACUUGAAAUGAAGAUAUCGGUCUCAGAUAGGUUAUCUCCAGGGGAAGGUGGGGGAGUGAAAAAAAGGAAACCCAACAGUAGUUGCUAUAGGUAAAAACCGAUGGGCAUUGGUAGAAUUCUGUGAGGACAAUCCAAUGUCACCUGCAGCAUCAGCAUCAGUCCCUUCUAGGACUGCAUUUUUAUAUUUUUCCUUCACUGAUUAACACUCCCUCACAGUGGCAGAAAGUGACUUCAAAAAUUUUCUUGUAUAGGGUGUGUACACAUGUGCGCCCUCACUCCCCUCCUUCCUUAAACACACACACAUGUACAUCCCACGUGAUGUGGGUGCCAGUGACCUGUAAAAGUGUUCCAUGUAGAGUGAAAACACAUAGCAAAACACAGCAUAAUUGUUUUCCAUUCUUUAAUACUUAGCUCUGGAGUUGCAGUGCAAUUCAAAUGCCAUCUGUGUCCGUGUUAGGUUGUGUGUGCAGAUCACAUGGAAACCAUCUGCUGAAGAUACGUGGGGAAGCACAAUACAACUGGGAUGAAUUUGGUUUUCUCCAUCAAAAUGUGUUUGGAAAUUUAGGAAAGAGUUGCCAAUGUAUCACCUCCAAAGCAGAAACGUUUAUGAUGCCCUGGUGUAAAAAUUCCACCGUGCCCAGAGGCAGUGUCAUGGCAGGGCACCACCUAAGUCUUAUUUCUGUCCCCAGAGGGUUUGUGCGGGUUGUUGGCUGCAUGAGGACCAUGGUUAACGCUGCUCAGCACAGCAGGGAGCUUCAUAUCCUGUGGGUCUAAGUUCUGCCUGUGGCAGCAGGACAUAGGAAUAUCUCUGUAAAGGUAAUUCCUUCAAGUGGCCUUGUUAUUUUGCCAGCUGGUCAGAAAUACCCGAUCCUGCAGUAGAUGAGAUAAAGAGUCAAGCCUUCAAAAACCUGUGGGGUUUUCCCCAGUUUCAAAGUGAUAUAGACUCCAAGGAGUGUGAGUCAGACAUAGCUUAGUCUCCUGGGGCCAGAUACACAAAAAAGCCUAAACAUCCAAUUCCUCCUUAGACAGUGAAAACACUAAAUGCCUUUGGUGCCUACAUAUAGUUUUUUUAAAAAAUCAUAUAUGCUUCUAAUUUGCUUAAGCUCUUGUGAUGUUUUAUCUCAAGAAGAAUUUUCUUCUGGCUCUAGAGCAUAAGGCUGUAUUUUUUUUACAAAGGGUUAUUCAUUAACAAUAUAGAUCAUAAGAAAAAGGUUUGAGUAAUCAGAACAAUAAAAGUGCAGCCUUAGACUAUUCAGUUAGAAUGUACUGAAUUAUUUAUAACUCCUGGGCACCAACAGCAAUCACAGAUAUCUAAUUUAAACUGUUACUAUUUUUAUUUGGCAAUUUCCAUCACUUAGAGUGUUUAUGGCUAUGUAUUUGUGGUUUGAUCUUUUGCAGAACAAAAUUUCCCCUGUUUACAUGGAAAAGCAUAUUUGGGAACUUCUGGAGGUAUUUUUUUGUGGUAACUUUAAUUAUUUUAAAGCAUUUUGAGGCCUAGUAUGACAAAUGUUACAACUUUCAAAACUGUAAACUGUACCUAAAAUGGGCUUGAACUUUCAGUUCUUUCUCUAGUAAAAUUCCCUUUGAUUACAGGUCAUUGGAAUCAAAGGGAAAUUUGCUUCAUUAACAGCUGUAAGACUGGGUCCUAUUUAUGUGUAUAUGUGAUGAUGGGACUUACGUAGCGGGAAUGUACUUAAAUGUCAGCCCACUUGAGGAUCUUUUGGAUAGACACAGGAACAGUCACUGCUAAGUCACUCCAACUAUAUACCGAUCUCUUUUGUAAAAAACAACCAUUAUACUUGUGUGUGGCUGAAAUAAAGCAGUAGUAAAUCUAGCCCUUAGGCUGACACACAUAUACAUGUAUAUAUGUGUAUAUCUGUAUAUAUAUUUGUAAAUUUCUGAAAAAUGUCCAUAGCUUCAUGAUUGCCUGAAAUAACCUGAGGCUGAUGUACAGAAUUUCAGGCAAAGGACUGUUUCUUUUUCACAAUCCUCAUUUAUCUCAGAUUUCAAUCAAAACAAACUAAAAAAAUACUAUUUCCCAGGAAAAUCCUCAUUUUGCCAUUGCACCAGCUGAGGAGGGGUACCACGCUCAAGUCAGCGGCACGCACAUCCGCACACGUACAUCCAGUCCAAGGACUGGGUCUCAAGGGCUUUUUUAAGGAAAAGAAAUGGACUGAAAAAAACAAUGGCAGAAUUUCUGUUCAGUAGUAGCUCCCUCAAUUGACUCACUUGUCCUUUUUUCAGAGGCCCUUUGUAGGAAUGCUGUUCUGCACUAGGUGUAUGUUCACAAGGAGCACCUUUGUGGGUGACCUCAAGCUACACAAAAGGCUGGGAUUUUCUGACCUGCAUUUGUCCCCCCUAACCUUAGGCACUUAACUGAGCUCUUUGUGCUGAUGGGCUCAUUUCUCUUGGUUUCUUGUACAGGUGGUGAAGAGACACAGUCACUUACAGAUGGUGACCCAGAAAAACUCACAUCUAACUCAGCUGUAGGAGCUCCUUCUCGCUUCAUGCAGUGACCACUCACCUCUCUUUGGUGGUCCCAAAAUCUUAAAAGAUCUUAAAUCCUGGUGAGAUGAAUCGGGUACCUAGUGCAGAAAAGCAUCCAUACGGAGAUCAGCCAUGUCCCUGUGCUUCAGGUGCAUGGCCUGGGCUCACCAUGUAAAACACAGGUUUAAUUGUGAAAGGCUGCUGGAACAAUAGGAGGUGUUCACUACAGCCUUCCCCUCCCAAACUGCAACAUGACUGUAAAGGACAGGGCUUGCCCCAAACUCUGGGUGUAGUAUUUGAGGUGAGUUCCUUGUCGCGUUCUCCAGGCACAGACGACUGGGUGGUCCCAGUGCUGGAGGUCAGAGAUCUCUGGUCUGAACUCUUCACCUUUCUCUGUCAGUCAUAGGCAUUGCUGAAGCAGUUCAAAGAGUGAAUUUACAUCUUAAAAGUUUGAAUGGCUGAGCAGUUCAAAGGUUAAUUUCUUGCUCUGUCCCCAAACUGGCCUGAAAAAGUCAUCUAGCUGGUAGUGAUAAUCAAAAAAUUCUCCUCCAAGGUACAGUUUGGGUAGUUUCAUAUUCUUUCUUUCAAUGUUAAUAACUGCUUUACAAACAGCUUACAUGGAGAUUAAAGAGAUUGCAAUUUCAUCCCUUAUUGUUGGGAUUAUAGUUGUCAUCAGAAAAACCAAACUGAGGACUCAACAAGAGAAUGAACUGUGACUGUAUUAUUCAGAAAGCUGCUCUGACAAGGCUGAACAUACGUCUCCAUCUCAUGGUGAGAGUCUCUCAGAGCCAAAAUUUGGAAUUGCAUAUUGAUAGGCAGCCUGGCUGGAAGGAUCAGCAAUUUAAUCUAGUACAAGAACUCUGGAACUCUUGUAUAUUCCCAUAUUUUACCUGAAUAACGCAAACACAGAGGAGUGGGAAACGUAAACUGAUUUCUGAAAACUCUAGGGCUAAGUGAACUUUGGAUCUUGUGUCAAUGUAUGGUCACUACUAUUUGUUUCUACAGCUAAAUUUAAGUCAGUGACUUGACAAUUUUCACCCAUCUCUCAGACCAACUUAAUUUUUAAAAAUACUGUUAAGAGGGACUUCAGCUGGCCUGCAGGGACCUGUAAAGUACUGUGUACCAGUGCUUAAGGAAAGACUUUAUCUAGAAUGUGGAAGAUAAAGCUGAGUUCCAGGGAUCAAAUGUUAUUUUUAACAUGGUACCACCCUGCCCAAGCUGUAGUGUAUCAUCCUGACAUUCUUCUCCUGUUCUCCCUUUCCCUUUUUUGAGGAGUAAGAUAUGUAUCUCUCUCUCCCUCUCUUCUUUUUCCUCCCCAUGUGUGAGAAUAUAGACAUACUUCCUGUAAAGACAUUUUUCUCUGAAUCCCAUUCCAUACCAGCUCUUGCAUAUGUGACUGUUUUGUUAUUUGAGAUGUCUGUGAAAAAGAAAUAAAGGCUUUAAGAGUGAACUCUGGAAAUGAGGAGGAGCUUGAGAAUAAAUCAAGUUUAAGGAUGCAGCACCAUUUUCUGCAAGACUUUUCAGAAUGUUCUUAAAUUCUCGUCAUCACCCUCCUGCCCUCCCUCUCUGUGAGAGGAAUGAGGAGGGUUCUGGAAUGUGAGACUCUCAAAGUUUGCUCUUUCAACUGUUGACUCACGGUAUCCCACAAGGGUUUUGCAGAGUUUUCAGAGUUUUACUGUCAAAGAAAACCUCCUUUUAAAAGGUGAUGAAGUCAAUGCCCAACAUCACAUGGGAGGAGGCUCUAAAGGGUGAUUCUGUCCCAGUUUAUCUUUCUGUCCCAUUCUUUACAACAGCCCUGUGUGUCCAGCCAUGCAUAUUCUCCUCCCUGCUGGGUUCACUUUGCCAAGAGUGUAUCUUGCCAAGAGAGGCCUGCCCUGACCCCUCACCUCCCUGAUGCACUUGGAUUAUCUUCUUGGAUAAUUUUCCACUUACUCUUAUAAAAACCUGUCUCACCUCCUAGUGAAAGCCAUAACCACUCCUGUGACCCUGCUGCAGAGAGGGAAUGCACAGGUUCCUGUGGGACAGCAGCAACGCCUGGCACCACAACGAUGCUGGGGCUAAGGCAGGGGGACAAGUGGAGCUCCCAUGGUCACCUGACAUCAGAGAGCUACAGUGUCACCCUCCAGUGCAAGCCCCCGUGCUACUCUUGAGCCACUCGGCCAGUUCAGCGUGUGGGUCUGACUCCUUGCUGUCUCCCACUUGUGCCCAUGGCAAAUGGCUGCAGAUGUGGCAAAACACUCCUGUGUGAAGGCAUGAGCAUUUCACACAAGAGUCAGUGAGAAAUCAGACUCACUGGACUCCCCUCUGUCCACAGUAUGUGCAUCUCAUGCAGAUACUUGCUCUUUAGGAUAUCUUCUGCCCCAAGUAAUAUUCACCCUAACCAUGAGAUACCACACUGCCAAAAGUUUUUGGAGGGUUCCCCUCUCCUGACUUCCUCAUUGGUCCUUUUUUCCUUAUGAAUUUUUUUAUUCUUGCUCAGAAAUGAAACAACUCCCAUAAUCAUCCUUUGAUGAGGAGAAAAGUAGCAAUCAUCACUGUCUCUAAUUGAUAGCUUGGGAAGCUUAGGAUAAUAAUUCACUUAAAUGCCUGCAAAUUGAAGUAUGUCAGCACUUUCCUAGGACAUUCCCGAGUACAAUAAUAUGACUGGUACAAGACAUUUGUCAUGUGGGUAUGUCUUGGCCAGAUGUUUAUGUUUCCUCUAAGUGCAGUACGCACACAUCAAAACUGGAUUAGAAAAGAUCUAGUAUGCCACAAUACUCAGGCGUAUUCAGAGAAAUGCGGUGAUACAUUGCAUUUAUCUGGCAUAUUUUCUCUUCAGAAAAUUUUACAAGUAUGAGUCACAUCAGACCUGUCUGAGGUAGGUAGGUAUUUUAGCCAUUUUGGAGAUGGGAAGCCAAAAGCCUGGGAAAAGACCAGAUGUUUAGUGAUUUGAUGCCCACUCACAACUUCUACCAGCUGCAGGUGGAGCCUUCUGUUUUCAGCACUUUUGAAAAUCCAGACUGUAGCUGGUUUAUUCAAAUCUGCAGUGGCUGUAAAUAUGAAACCCAGGAUUAGGACGCUCAGGAUCCUGACUUCUUCAGAGCACUGCUACAGAGCUUUGAUCUCACAAAGCACUUGCCUAAUUUCAAACAUAAAGGUCCCAUUAAGGAUGCCGUGCUCAAAGCUAGGCACAUGCCUAAGUGCUUUGCUAGAUUGGGAAUUACAUUGAAAUAUAUUAAACUUUAGCAUAUUUUGAAAAAUCCGAACCAGUGUCCAUUUCUGAUUAUGUUUUGGGCACUGUCGAGGAUAUGAUUUUUGGGUAGUAGCAUCCAUUUGUCAGAAGUAAUUGAGAGUGACAUGUCCUGCAAGGUUGGGACUUUUGUGCUGCUGCAAGAGGCAAAGUGGCUCCUGUGGCCAUCGGUGCUAACAAUACAUCACAACCACUGACUAUUGCGUUAGGUCCUUCUGGUGAGAUGUGAGUGUGGUGGCUAAUUUCACAAGUAAUGUGACAUCUUAUCAAGUGUGUUGUACUUUUCCAUUUCUUCCUGUAAUCUGUUGCAGCAGAGGUGAACAGAAGUUGUUUAAACGUGGAACAACCCCAAAUUUCUUGUUCUUUUAAUCCAAGGUGCUAAUCUGCAGACACACGGGUGUUUGUGUACAUGCAUCGGUGUUUGCAGGACUGUAGCCCUGAAGGAACAUUUUAGUGGCAGGGUUGAGAUCAGGGAACUAACAGGGGGAAUGAACAAACCCCCAUAACUUUGAAAGACAAAAGUUGCAGAAAGCAUCACAGGACUUUGCCAAAAAACUGGCUACAUCUUACAAUUUUCCUUUCCUUUUUAUUUUGUUUGGUUUUGGUUUUAUCCAGAUUGGCACAGAAUAUUGUAUUUCCAUCAAUUAAAAACGUGUCUGGUAACUAACUAAACAACUUGUUCAUGGAAAAUUAAAAAAUAAAUAAGUAAACUGUCAGUUGUGGAAUGUAAACUGAUUAAACAAAUAAAAAAAAUCAUGUUGUGUGUUUUAA